Messenger RNA from Cyphellophora europaea CBS 101466, 657 nucleotides. RefSeq lists its product as uncharacterized. The transcript has 2 exons. The record is from RefSeq and is a predicted model, not a curated record. NCBI's taxonomy places the organism in Eukaryota, Fungi, Ascomycota, Eurotiomycetes, Chaetothyriales, Cyphellophoraceae. Bases 1 to 657 code for a protein of 218 amino acids.
AUGCGCGGUUGGGGACUCUUCUUCUUUCUGCUUUUCCUCCUUGUCAUCUUCGCUUAUGGCGGCUGGAUCGGCUGGACGCAAUACAAAGCCCGGCGCGCCGGCCUCCCUCCUCCCUCAUGGAAACACUACGUACCAUUUGUGAAGUCGGAUCAGUCAACCACCAACUACCCCACCCCGCGCUCAUCAGGCCCGCUCGAAUGGAUCAAGGACCAGAUCUCGAAGAUUCGCAACCCUCGUUCCGCACGUGGCGCAUACGAGGAAACCGGCGCAGGAUAUGCGCCUCCUGGCAGAGGAAGAGGCCGAGGUUUCGAAGAUGAUGCCUGGGACACCCGAGUUGGUGGAAGCCACGAUGAUCCCUACGCCAACAACCAAGGCGGUUACGCGGCAAAUUAUGAAGAGCAGGAGCUUGGACUUGCGCCUACUCCUGGCCUGCACGCUGAAUCAUAUGGCGGUGGAAGCGGAUAUACCGGCGCUCGUGGACGGCAAGGAGGCGAAAAUCCAUUCGGCGAUCAUAAUGAGGCUCCCAGCUUGAGGAGCGUCAGUCCCCGACCGGAGAUGGACAACAGAGGCCACCAGGCCCAGGGAAGUCUGGACUCGGAGGCCGGCGGUGGAAGUCCGACAGGAACGAGAAAAAGUGCUUUCAGAGAAGGGAUAUGA